Exserohilum turcica Et28A is the source of this 3224-nucleotide messenger RNA. RefSeq lists its product as uncharacterized. Gene Ontology annotation, molecular function: metal ion binding. The coding region runs from base 1 to 3141 and encodes 1046 amino acids. Gene Ontology annotation, cellular component: mitochondrial matrix. Lineage: Eukaryota; Fungi; Ascomycota; Dothideomycetes; Pleosporales; Pleosporaceae. Gene Ontology annotation, biological process: protein processing. The transcript is spliced from 2 exons. The record is from RefSeq and is a predicted model, not a curated record.
AUGCUGCGCUCCGUCGGCCGCCAAUUGCACGCCCCUCGCAAUCCCGCCGUGCUCCCCCCGCGCCUGUCCACCGCUGCUCGACGGGGCUAUGCCGCCCUCACGGAUGUCGCCAACUUUCCGCAUGUCGGCGAGCAGCUCCACGGCUUCACCCUCAAGCGCAUCAAGCAGGUGCCCGAGCUGGAGCUGACGGCGCUGCACCUCCAGCACGACAAGACGGGCGCCGAGUAUCUGCACAUUGCCCGCCAGGACACAAACAAUGUCUUCUCCAUUGGCUUCAAGACCAACCCGCCAGACGCCACCGGUGUGCCACACAUCCUGGAGCACACCACGUUGUGUGGCAGUGAAAAAUAUCCCAUUCGCGAUCCCUUCUUCAAGAUGCUCCCCCGCUCGCUUUCCAACUUCAUGAAUGCCUGGACCUUUGCCGACCACACUGGCUAUCCCUUCGCCACGACCAAUGCGCAAGACUUCAAGAACCUCAUGUCCGUAUACCUCGAUGCGACGCUGCACCCGCUUUUGAAGGAGAAUGAUUUCACGCAGGAGGGGUGGCGCCUGGGACCCGAGAACCCGCUCGCCAAAGACUCGGACGAUCCGGACGCAAAGCGCAUUGUGUUCAAGGGUGUUGUGUACAACGAGAUGAAGGGGCAGAUGUCGGAUGCAAGCUACCUGUUUUACACUAGGUUCCAAGAGCAUCUCUAUCCGGCCAUUAACAACUCUGGAGGCGACCCGCAGAAGAUCACCGACCUGACCUGGGAGCAGCUGCGCAAGUUCCAUGCGGACCACUACCACCCGAGCAACGCCAAGAUUCUCACCUAUGGCGACAUGCCAUUGGAAGAGCAUCUCAAAGAGGUCGACAGCCGCCUGAGUAGCUUCACCAAGAUUGCUGUCGACCAGGAAGUGAAGGCGCCAAUCACGCUGGACGGCCCAAAGGAGGUAACCGUCGCUGGCCCCCUGGACCUGCUAGUACCUCAAGACCGACAGUACAAGACCUCUGUGACGUGGCUGAUGGGCGACACUGCUGAUGCUGUAGAGAACUUUGCUCUCGGCGUGCUCAGCAGCCUGCUCAUGAGUGGCUACGGAUCACCCUUGUACCGCAACCUCGUUGAAUCUGGGCUCGGGGCAGACUUCAGCGCCAACACUGGUUACGAUAGUGCAGGAAGGCGAGGCACCUUUUCAAUAGGCUUGGAUGCAGUCAAGAAAGAAGAUGUGCCCAAGGUGCGUCAAGUCAUUGGAGAGACCUUACUCGAAGCCCGAAAGAACGGCUUCGACAAGAUCAAGGUGGAUGGUAUUUUGCACCAGCUGGAACUCUCGUUGAAACACAAGACAGCCAGCUUUGGCAUGGGCAUUCUUCAGCGGCUCAAGCCGGGUUGGUUCAACGGCAUUGAUCCAAUGGACGCUCUUGCGUGGCAAGAAACCGUGGAAGCCUUCCAGAAGAAGUACGCCGAGGGCGAUUAUCUGGAGGGUUUGAUUGAGAAAUACCUCCUCAACGACAAGACGUUGACCUUCACCAUGCGGCCUUCGGAAACUUUUAGUCAAGAGCUUGCAGACGAAGAAAGCCAGCGACUAGCAGCGAAAAUCUCAGAGACCACCAAGAAGUUUUCAAGCGAGCAGGAGGCGCAGAAAUAUUUGGAGGACCGAGAGCUUCAACUACUGGAAGUACAAGAGAAGGCCAGAAACGAAGAUUUGAGCUGCCUGCCUACAGUUCACGUCAAGGACAUUCCGCGAGAAAAAGAGAGGAAGCCACUCCGCCAUACCGACGUAGACGGCGUCAAAGUACAAUGGCGCGAGGCGCCCACAAACGGUCUGACAUACUUUCGUGCUGUGCACAAGCUACAGGAUCUCCCAGACGAGUUGCGGGAAAUGAUCCCGCUCUUUACGAGUGCUAUUAUGCGCCUGGGUACCAAGGACAAGACUAUGGAACAGCUCGAGGAACAGAUUAAACUCAAGACUGGUGGUAUCACUGUCGGUUACCAUUCGUCUCAGUCGCCAUUGUCACUCGAUGCCUACGAAGAGGGUAUGGCUUUCUCCGGCUAUGCAUUCGACCGCAACAUCCCCGACAUGUACGAGCUUCUUCGGACCAUCAUACAAGAGACCGACUUUGAUGGACCCGAAGCAGAGAAGAAGAUUCGGGAGCUACUGCAGAGCUCAGCAAGUGGCGCAAUCAGCUCCAUCGCCGAGUCUGGUCAUUCUUUUGCCAUGCGGUUUGCUGAGGCAGGUAUAAGUCCAGUGGGGCGCCUAGCAGAGGAAACUGGAGGUCUCACUCAGAUCAAGGCCAUGACUGCCCUGGCGUCGCAAGAGUCGCUCAGCGAUGUCAUCCAGAAGCUCAAGGCUAUCCAGUCGUUUACGAUUGCGAACAGCAACCAGCUCCGCGUUGCACUCAAUUGUGGAAGCGAGAGUUCAGCACCUAACCAAGAAGCGCUCAGGCGGUUCUUGAACACGCUACCAAAAAACGUUUCGGUGCCCAAGACGGCACAGCAGAAACAAUAUCCCCGCAACGCAAAGUCGUUCUUUCCGCUGCCUUACCAAGUUUACUACUCGGCUCGCGCUGUGCCAACAGUGCCUUACACCCACGCUUCUAGCGCACCUCUGGAGAUCCUCUCCAAGCUCCUCACCUUCAAGCAACUACAUCCCGAGAUCCGUGAAAAGGGAGGCGCUUACGGCGGAGGCGCCUACGCCCGUGGCCUCGGUGGUGUCUUUGGCAUGUACUCGUACCGCGAUCCCAACCCGCAGAAUAGUAUGAAGAUCAUGGCCGAAGCCGGACAAUGGGCACGUGACCGAGCAUGGACAGCUCAAGAUCUUGAGGAAGCCAAACUUAGUGUAUUCCAGGGCCACGAUGCCCCGCAGAGUGUCAGCCGUGAAGGUAUGCGAGAAUUCCUUUCCGGUGUCACCGACGACAUGCUCCAAACCCGACGUGAGCGCCUACUCGACGUCACGGCCGAGCAGGUGCAAGCCGUAGCCGACCAGUUCCUCGUCCAGCGCGCCCAAGAAAGCAGUGUUGCUAUCCUCGGCGAGAAGAAGGAAUGGGUCAAGGAGAACGAUGGCUGGCAGUUCAGGGACUUGGGCAUGUCGGAAGCUACCAAAGCAGCAGAAGAGGCAGAGGGCGUUCCGCAGAAGGAAGACGGCGUCCCAGCCGUUGCCAGUUGAGGCAGCCACAUUACGGCUUUAUGACUGUGUAUAGUAAAUGUAUGAUACGCGAAGACGUUAGCAUUGCCGGCGUUGGCAUUUGG